Westerdykella ornata is the source of this 1410-nucleotide messenger RNA. RefSeq lists its product as uncharacterized. The coding region runs from base 137 to 1189 and encodes 350 amino acids. NCBI's taxonomy places the organism in Eukaryota, Fungi, Ascomycota, Dothideomycetes, Pleosporales, Sporormiaceae. The transcript has 2 exons. The record is from RefSeq and is a predicted model, not a curated record.
UGAACGCCAAACCUCCAAGUCCGGCACUCCACUUGCUGAGCUUCCCAUGUUUUCCGCUGACCUUCCACAAUUCCUAUCAUUAUUCCUAUAAACUCUCCUUUUGCGGAUAAAGAGAAAAUCGAAGCCUUCAUCCACCAUGUUUGGCUUCAUCGCCGACGGUCUGACCGUCGCCAUAACCAUCCUCUUCCCCAUCUUCGCCUCCUACAAAGCCCUCCACACCUCGGACCCGGCCAUCCUCGCCCCCUGGCUGAUGUACUUCGUCACCCUCUCCCUCCUCACCGCCUUCGAAUCCACCUUGGACUUCAUCCUCUCCUGGAUCCCCUUCUACCCCUGGCUCCGCUUCAUCGUACACUUCUACCUCCUCCUCCCGGGCUCCUCGCACGGCGCCGGCUUCCUCUACAUCGAAUACAUCGAGCCCUUCCUGUACCACCACGAGCGGGAAAUCGACGACUUCAUCACCGACGCGCACGACCGCGCCAAGAAGGCGGGACUCCAGUACUUCCAGCAGGCGGUCGAGUGGGUCAAGGUCAACGUCCUGGGCUUCGCGCCCAGCAAACGCGAGCCGGAGCCGAGACCGGGACAAACGUAUGCGCAGAGCUUCAUGAGCCGGUUCGCCAUGCCCACCGCAAGAGGCGGCGCCGAUAACCUGUCGUACCUCGUCAGCCAGGCCUUGUCGGGCGCGAGCGCUUUGUACGGUGCUUCUGGCGCCGGCGCCGGCGCACAAACGGCUGGUGUGGAGAGAGGAGCAGGGGCUGGUCUUGUACCGGAGAGUAUACGCAACCCCGCCGACAGGCUCAACUAUGUAGCUAGCCAGCGCUCGCGGCUCGCCAGCUUAUUACAAGAAUUCGACCGCGAGCAGGAUAACCUGCAGCGACAGCGCGACUCGGGCGCUAGCUAUACCCCCAGCAGCAGCGGCGGGUCUGGAGGUCUGUCAAAGAGCCGGUCGGAAGCUGAGUUUGACCGGAUCGAGAGAGAGGAAGUAAGCAGUGGGGCUGCUCCACCACCCUAUCCUGUUACACCGCCGGCGUUUGAGAGGAGAGCGAGUGGAGGGUGGAUGCCGUGGAAUUGGCAGAGAGGGGCUGGGGGCCAGCCGGUGCAGAGAGGGAGGGGAGAUGAUGAUGCGUUGGCAUAUGGGAAGGUGCCUGAAGGGGAGAGGGGGAGGAGCUCUGGAUAUGAUAGGGGCUUGUGAGGUUGAAGAAAUUAGUAUUUGGUGAUGAAAUCAAUGUGCUCUGUUUCGCUUUAAAACAGGAUGUGGGUUGUUUCGGUUUCAAGUAUUGGGUAUCAUAUCUUGGUUAUUUAGGAUGUAGACCAAGAGGUGGGAAAGAGAGCUAGCUGCACGCUCAAUCACAGAGACUACAAAGCCUCAGCAUGAACACACGCACUCCACAGGCUAUUCCUUUUAUAUUUCAC